Molecule: messenger RNA, 6685 nt
Organism: Poeciliopsis prolifica (blackstripe livebearer)
Lineage: Eukaryota; Metazoa; Chordata; Actinopteri; Cyprinodontiformes; Poeciliidae
Gene: dse
Product: dermatan sulfate epimerase
Exons: 7
Coding region: 139-3009 (956 amino acids)
Molecular function (GO): chondroitin-glucuronate 5-epimerase activity
Source: RefSeq, a predicted model, not a curated record
GAGGAAUGCUCAUACCAUGCUGGAGUCGCAUCUGCAGCGACGGGGGAACAUGGCUUCGUGGUCGGGCUUUGGGCUUCGUGCUUUCUUCUGACAGCUGAACUCCUUUGGCAAUGCAGCAGUCCCCUCUCUGAUGAGACGAUGAGAACCCACACCCGUGGGGCCCCCACAGUGUUCUUCAUAAGUCUGCUGUGGCCCCUGCUUGCUCCAGUUUCUGCAGCUGAAGUGGACCCUGCUGGGGGAAUUCCCUUCAUGGGAGGCAACUAUGACAGUCAUCCCAUGUUGUACUUCAGCCGUGGGGAUGUGGAGGAGCUACAGUACGCAGCAGCAGGAACUCAUCGGCAGAUGGCCAGGAGGAUCCGGGAAGCCGGGGAGACCAUGCUGGAGCAUCCAGAGGAGUACCUGCCCCCUUGGAGCCCCACAGAAUUCACCGCCCGCUGGAAUGAGGUCUAUGGAAACAAUCUGGGUGUGCUGUCUAUGUUCUGCCUGCUAUACCCGCACAGGGCUGGGGCCCUCGACCUGGCCAAGGACUACAUGGAGAGGAUGGCGGCUCAGCCUAGUUGGUUGGUGAAGGACGCCCCCUGGGAUGAAGUUCCUUUGGCACACUCGCUGGUUGGAUUUUCCACAGCCUACGACUUCCUGUAUGAAUACUUGAACAAAGGCCAACAGGAGCGCUUCCUUCAGGUUAUAGGCAAUGCAUCUCGCUUGAUGUACGAGAAGUCCUAUGUACGUGGCUGGGGGUUCCAGUACCUGCACAAUCAUCAGCCCACAAACUGUGUGGCUCUGCUCACCGGAAGCCUGGUCUACAUGACCCAAGGUUACCUUCAGGAAGCCUACCUGUGGACAAAGCAAGUCCUGUCCAUCAUGGAGAAGUCUAUGGUCCUUCUGCAGGACGUGACAGAUGGUUCUCUUUAUGAGGGUGUGGCCUAUGGGACUUACACCACCCGUUCCCUAUUCCAGUACAUGUUUCUUGUGCAGCGCCACUUUGCCAUCGGCCACUUCAGCCAUCCUUGGCUACUGAAGCACUUUGCCUUCCUCUACAGGACCAUCCUACCAGGAUUUCAGCGGACAGUGGCCAUCGCAGAUUCUAACUACAACUGGUUCUACGGGCCAGAGAGCCAGCUGGUCUUCUUGGAUCGCUAUGUGUUGCGUAAUGGCAGUGGGAAUUGGCUGGCAGAUCUGAUUAAUCAAAACAGGAUUACAGAAGGGCCAGGCCAGGCUGGAAAGGGCCAGCGAUGGUGCACGCUGCACACGGAGUUUAUUUGGUAUGACCCUGGCCUGAUCCCCAAACCCCCAGCAGAUUUUGGAACGUCUCAGCUCCAUUACUUCGAGGACUGGGGUGUGGUGACAUAUGGCGGAGCUUUGCCUUCUGGCACCAACAGCUCCUUUCUGUCCUUCAAGUCUGGGAAAUUAGGGGGACGUGCCAUCUUUGACAUCGUUCACAAAAACAAGUACAAAGAGUGGAUCAAAGGUUGGAGGAACUUCAAUGCUGGUCACGAACAUCCAGACCAGAACUCUUUCACCUUUGCACCCAACGGUGUCCCGUUCAUCACGGAGGCCCUGUAUGGACCCAAGUACACUUUAUUAAAUAAUGUGGCAUUGUUUGGCUCAACCCUGUCUGGGAGCUGCUUUAAACCUUGGGCUGGACAAGUAACAGAAGCCUGUGACUCUAAGUGGCUAAAGUACAAGGUGGGCCUUGCAGCCGAUGCCCAGGGCAGAGUGGAAGCUGCUAUAAAGAGAGAGGGGAUGGUCUUCAUUCGUGGCGAAGGACAUUCGGCUUAUAACCCAGACCUGAAAAUCAGGAACUUCCAGAGGAACUUGCUGCUUCUUCACCCACAGCUCCUGCUCAUGGUUGAUCACAUACACCUGGACCCAGGAAGCCCAACCAGAGCCAUGAGUGCCUUCUUUCACAACACCGAGUUGCCAUUUCAGAGUACGAAAGUAGAUGGUGUUCAUGGAGCGUUUGUAACACAUGGAAAGGAGAACUAUAAGAUGUUUUGGAUGGAUGACACAAACUCCAGUAACAAAGGGAUGGUGGGUUACUGGAGUUACCCUCGAGGGUAUCCCUAUAACGGCUCUAAUUAUGUGAAUGUAACAAUGCCACUAAGGUAUCCGCACACGAGGGUGGCCUAUAUUUUCUUUGGACCAGGCUUGGAUGUACAGAGCUUCAGCUUACGUGGGGAUGAUCAGCGGGUGGAUGUUUACCUCUCCACCAAAGACCACACCUACACCAUCUACCUUUUGACAGGGGAGGUCAUCAGCAAGCCUGUGUUUUCCAUUGUGCUGCUGGACCACAAAAAGAUUGUGUUUGAGAGAGCAGCAGCUGCUGUAGACAGCUUCCUUGUGGAAGUUGAAGAAUACACCAAUGUGAUGGAGGACAAUCUCCAGCAUGUCAAACCUGUCUUCCAGCAGAUGGAAAGACACAUCCUUGGACGAGUCCUCAACACUGCCAGUUUCCGUAGAACCGCUGAGCGCCUUUUCCAAUUCUCUGACAAGAAGAAGACAGAGGAGGUCAUUAAGAAGAUGUUUGCUAUGUCCAAGAAACAGAACAAAGGCAAGGGAGGAAAGAGGUUUAACCUUGGAGAGAAGCUGUCCGAGAGUCUGGAUGACAUUUUUUCACAAAUUGAGGUCAACGAAAAGAAUGAGAGAGAGAAGAUAUCAAAGCGUACAUAUGAGGACAGUCCAGAGGAAGGGGAUGCAGACUCAAGGGCCUUCGUGGAUUAUCCAGCUGCUCACAGGAACAGGAAGGGGGGCUUAGUUAAAGGCCGCAGGUUUAAGGAGGUUCGCAUUGUGACCACAGCAAGGAGUGAGGGGGUUUCUGGUAACCCCUCCUACAUUAGAUUGUUCCUGCUUAUGAACACCACUACCUUCUUCCUACUGCUGGCUGUCCUGCUUACUCGAUUCCAGAGGGGGCGGAGCCUGCACACACAGAAGUGCUUUUACACCAUUGUUUUGAUCGACUGCUUCAUCCUGCUGUACCUCUACUCAUCGUGUUCUCGCACACAGUGCUGACACCCUGUACCCCUCCGCAUGACAGGAUGUCCUGUCUGCUCAGGGUGAACUGAAAACACAUUCCUCUUUGUACCAGAUAUGAUAGCAAAAACAUCAAGGCCACUGUUUAGAAAAGUUAAAAAAGUUUUUCAAAAAGCUAAUUUGUAAUUGUCCAGGAAAACAACCUAAAUGACAUAAAAAGACAAAGAGCACUAAAUGUAUGGAUGUAGUACAUUCUUGGUCCACUCAACAUUUAAUUAUACAUUUUCUUAUUGAUUUCCACCCUCUGGAUAUGAUUCAUUCAUUCUUCGGGUCUUAUAAUUCUCUUUGUAAUAAAACUUGUAAGCUUUUAAAAUUUGUUGCUUUUAUUUAUCAAGUAAAGAUACAUGCUAAUCUCACCCAUUUGGGCUUCAGCACAGAGCCCGACAACACCCACAGAUGUUUGGGGAAAGUAAGCAGAAAUGUUAACGCCAUUAUCCCAAAAUGACACUACACAGGAAUUCAUACACUAACCCUAUCCAAUCAGCCUCUCAUUCACCACAGCAACAAAGGGCUGCAUGAGUUUAAACUUCAGUUGUUUUUAAAGCAAAACUACAAUUUGGUGGCUGUAAUUUCUGCUUUGGUUUUAACCUGACAUCAAAUGAGUGAAAUCAUGACUACAUUGUAAGUUUUGCAAAUGAGUCUUUCCGUUGUUGUUUAAUUACAUAACACUGGAAACAGCUGAAAAUCUUUCUUUGUACAUUUUUGGGUCCUCUCACAGGAUUUAUACAGGAAUCCCAGAGUUGACUUUACUAUUUUUUAUUACCUCUUUUACUAGCUCUACAAUAUUUUACUACCAACACAAAAUUGAGUCAAUUUCGCACCGAUUUCCUCAAUUUUGGGAGAUCGGUCAAUAUUUACAUGAAGCCAAUCUCAUCCUCUGAUCUUUUCUACUUCAGCAAAGGUCUAAAAAUCAGCCACUUUCCUCCUCUACUCUUCAGUGAGAAGUUUGACUGACAGACUGGCCUACCAGGUCAUGUCUGCAAGCUCUGCUGUUACCAACUCAGAGACUUUCUUCCUAUAUUUAGCGACAUUUCAAUCAAAAAAUGGCACUAGCUAAAACAGGGGUGUCAAACUCCAGUCGUUGAGGUCCACUGUCCUGCAGUUUUUUGAUGUGCCACAGGUACAAAACACAGGAAUGAAAUGGCUUAAUUUCCUCCGCCUUGUGUAGAUAAGUUCUCCAGAGCCUUGCUAAUGACCAAUUAUUCUAUUCAGGGGUGGUGCAGCAGAGGCACAGCUAAAUGUUGCAGGACACCGGCCCUGGAGGACUGGGUGUUGACACCCCUGAGCUAAAAUCAAAAUCGGCAGAUCAAACUUUUUAUAAAUUGAUAAUCUAUGAUCUGCAAGAAAGCUGCAAUCAGUGCACUGACCCAUGUAAGAUGACAUCUCAUUUAAGACAAAACUUUAUCCUUCUUACUUGAAGGUAUAACUGUGACUUUAUCUAAACCCAAACCUCAUUAUGUUAAAAACAGAAAGCACUAUUUUUAGUGCUUAUCCUGAAUCCAUAAGACUUAGAAAUGUCAUUGCAUUUUACAGAUAUUCUUAAAAAACAAAGAAAUCUUAUUUCACCUGAGUGAAGUUGCCCCCCCCCCUUUCUUCAAAUCAGACAAAAUUGGUGUCAAAUGUUUGUGCAGCAAAAAUUUUGAUUUGUGCCUCUAACAUUUUAAAGAAAUAAAGAAACGUUUCUAGUCGUCAUCAAAGGUCAACCAGCCUCCCACCUUCUUCAAAUCAAACAAAAUGGGUGCCAAUCAGCAAGACUGUUUGUGCUGGUUUGUGCAGCAACACUUUCUGUUUGUGCUGCUUUGGCUUUGAAGAUAUUAAUUAAAGUUUAAAGGUCAACCAGUCCUCUUCCUUUCAUAAAAUCAAACAAAAUAGGUGACAAUCAGCUCGGCUAUGUUUGAGCUGGUUUGUGCAGCAAAAAUUUUCAUUUGUGCUGCUAUCAUUCUAAAGGUAUUAAGAAAAAUGUUUUUAGAGGCCAUCAAAGGUAAAUGAACAUCAGUGUCCCCAGAGGGGAAGCAAUGAAGACAGUUAUAAGGGGAUGUAUAAUUUUGUACAAGGUAGCAAAAGAUAUGUGAUUGUAAGGAGACUGCUAAAUUCUGUGCCAUUAACACUAAAUAUAUACAGGCCUAAUUUUGAUGAUCCUAUCUUUUUUCAAGACUGUCUACACUACUUUUAGUGUAGUGCAGGCUAUAUCUAAAAAUGGUGAAUCCCUGAAAAAUCUCCUUCAUAAUUUGGUUGACAUCUGUUAUAUCCUACCAGGAGAGAUUAUUCAUACUUUUCCCCAGUACAUAAGUCCUACUUUAGGAUUCUGGGCUGCUACCAUCAGCAACAAGCGGCAAAUACCAUACUAUUCAAAUAUCAAGUCACACUCCUGUAUAUCUAAAUCUUAAAUUUGAUCAUAAAAAGGGUAGGUGCAACUGGCACUUAAAUAACACUCUGCUGAAAGAUAAGGAAUUUAUAUUUCAUAAAAAAUUAAGUUAAUUAAUUAAGCAAGGACGAUGUGGAGAAUUCUGCAAUAAAGAUGGUUAUAAGGGGAUGUAUAAUUUUGUACAAGGUAGCAAAAAGCAAAGAGUCCAGGAUGAGGUUGAAUUAGAUAGAUGACCUGCUGACUCGCUUAGAUAACUCAUAUAAAUCAAUCCUGAUAAUACUGAAUAAAAUAACUGCUCAAUCAUUCUAUUAUGUAAAAAAAAAAAAGAAAAAAAAAAAAAAUUACUGGUGCAUGUUAAACAAAGGUACUUUGGGUGACAAACCCCAUAAGGUUAAACCUGUGUCUAGCUCAAGGUUGAUCCGAUUCAUGAAUGCUAAUUUCGGCCAGCCGUUCUCUAGGUCUCCCCCUUCCUCAAGGUGUCGAGGUUCACUCAGGGAGCGUCAGCAAAUUUUACAUCCAAACUCUCCUGAGAAACUAAUGGAAAUAGAUUUCUUGCCUUGUGAUCAACUGACACAAAAUUCAUGCUGUUACACGAGACACACUGUUCUCUAGUGAAUUUUUAGUCAUACUCAAUAUUUUCAGUGAUUGUAAUCUUAAAAAGUAUAUAUUUUGGAUGGCCUAAAAAAUCAUUUUUAAUAUCUCGGAAGCCAAAGCUGCACAAACGAAAAUUUUAACGGCACAAACGGAGUACUAACCAAUCAGACUAUUUGCUGGAUUAUUUGAGUAGGUGGGGUGUCUGUUUCGCUUCUCCCAUUAAACACCAAGUUAACAAAAAAGCUCUCCCUCUUCAGAUGCCAAAUAAGCUGCAUUUCCCUCCCAAUUCUUUUUUUCUUUUACAUAAUGACCAGUUGUGUCCACCUAUAGUUUGUGAAGUAGAGUAAUCGUAACCGCUUUUUUUCUUCAUGUUGGCCGCAUUUUGGCCACUAUUUAUUUUUCUCAUUUUCAGCACUGACCUUACUUAAAGGAAAAACUUAAGGCUUACAAAAACUUUGUAUUUUCUGUCCUGGAGGGUUUACUAAAAAGCUGGGUCAGUUGUAAAGCAGGUUAAGUUAACCUAAAGCAGGUUAAGUUAACCUUGUGGUUUAGGUAAAGCACCUAAUUUUCUUAACUAAAUUAUGCCUGCAGGUAUAUCUAUUAGCAGGUUUAAUUUUGCCUGCACUUGGUUGUGUACAUUAUUUUAAGCGUAUUUGACAAGUUUACCAAAAUAUAAAAAAUGUCAUUCAAACUGCA